AUGUCGUCACAACCACUGCUGACACUGGGUCUAGGAUCAGAACAUCACGUCCUUUAUCAAUACAACCUGGUUAACGCCAAGAAUCACUAUUUGGCAUUAAUCCAAACUGAAUCGCCUUAUUUUCAACCUGUUCCUGCGCCACCCACGCCAUUUACGCCCAGUUUCGCGUUUCACGAUCCCACCUUCCCCGAUGGGCUUGACUCAUCUUGGGCAUUUCUCGUUACGCGUUCAAGCAACAUCCUUGUUUUUGGUGGUGGGCUGUACAGCUUUUUCCAGAAUUUCGAGCAAACAUGUCUGGACACGGCAAGCUGCCAAUCUCAAGUUGUGAACAUCGACUCCUUCUCCACCGUGUCAAUUUACAGUCUAUCCACGGUUGCGACUACGUUCCAGCUUAGCGUGAAUCAGGCUGGGGUUAUCAACCAGAGUGGUAAUGUCAACGGUUUUGCCUCAACGGUGACUGUUUGGAGUAGACAUUAG
This is a messenger RNA of Cyclocybe aegerita, 477 nucleotides long. NCBI's taxonomy places the organism in Eukaryota, Fungi, Basidiomycota, Agaricomycetes, Agaricales, Hemipholiotaceae. The record is from the annotation of a GenBank genome assembly.